Molecule: messenger RNA, 516 nt
Organism: Caenorhabditis remanei
Lineage: Eukaryota; Metazoa; Nematoda; Chromadorea; Rhabditida; Rhabditidae
Exons: 4
Coding region: 1-516 (171 amino acids)
Biological process (GO): actin cytoskeleton organization; muscle structure development
Cellular component (GO): stress fiber; adherens junction; filamentous actin
Molecular function (GO): actin binding; muscle alpha-actinin binding
Source: RefSeq, a predicted model, not a curated record
AUGGAACGAGUGACCGUUCGAAUGGCGCGGUCUGACCGCCGAACCCCGUGGGGGUUCGGGGUGACAGAGGCUCCCGAUGGAGCUGUGCUGAUUGUGAAUAUAAUCGGUGGCUCCCUAGCUGAUCGUGCUGGUCUCCGAAACGGUGAUGUCGUUGACAAAUUGGAGGAUUUGGACAAUUUGGACAUCAACGCUGUGGACAGACUUCUAGUUACAGCUCAUGACAAGAUUGAGCUGAUUGUGACAAGGCAAUCCUCGGGAGCGGCCACUCGUAUCUGGCGUCCAGAAGUCACUGAGAACACUGGUCCAGGUCACGAACACACACCAUACCGUGUCAAUUUGCAGCAUUCUAGUGAUUCCCGCCCCCCACAAGGCUUCAACAGCACCGCCCUACCAUUCGAGACGGAUCAACGUGUCAAGCACAUGCAAUACAACUCUCCUUUGGGAAUCUACUCUGACAAGUCGGCCGCCGAGCAAUACGUUCAACAGACUCAAGGACUUGCUGAUAAUCAAGGGUGA